Messenger RNA from Cyclopterus lumpus (lumpfish), 5749 nucleotides. It is a transcript of the gene ppp1r13bb, whose product is annotated as protein phosphatase 1, regulatory subunit 13Bb. Gene Ontology annotation, biological process: regulation of apoptotic process. Bases 501 to 3743 code for a protein of 1080 amino acids. Lineage: Eukaryota; Metazoa; Chordata; Actinopteri; Perciformes; Cyclopteridae. The transcript has 18 exons. Gene Ontology annotation, cellular component: nucleus. The record is from RefSeq and is a predicted model, not a curated record. Gene Ontology annotation, molecular function: p53 binding.
GUCAACAACUGGAUUCCAGCUAUUUGUAUCUUUCGUCAACGAGCGCUGCUAGCCUGAUAAGUGUGACCAAUUGCUUUCGUUGAAACGAAUCGAAAAACGGGGUAGCCAAUUUGGACAGACGUUUUAUUCAUUGUUGUCCGCUCGAAGCGCCCUCCAUCGACAAGCUCGUGCCGAUGUGCAGUCGGUGCAAGAUAAAGGACCGACGAAAGCGAAGACAUUGCCUCGCGCACCGUCCUUUAGCCGCCUCUGAGACCAGCUAGCAGCUAACACCACAGCGGAGCGCUCGUUAGCUGCGUGCCUUUGACAGCAACGCAGCUCCGAUUUACUCCGUGACACAAUGGAUUGCCUCUGACAUUGAGAGGACUGAGGCCCAGUCGGUUGUCACAUUGGAGUAACCAGAGCCCAGAACUAUCGACGGUGGGUCUUGGUGAAGAAAAGUGGGCGAGUCGUCAGUCAACUUGCCGAUGCACCCCUGGUUUUGACCUGCCAGAGCUGCCAAGAUGAUGCCGAUGAUAUUGACGGUGUACCUCAGCGAUGGAGAGCAGGCUGUGACCGAGGUGCCCAUCACCCCUGAAACGACGUGCCGCGAUGUCGUCGAGUUCUGCAAAGAGCCCGGCGAGAGCGGCUGCCACCUGGCUGAGGUCUGGAGAGGCAACGAGCGAGCGAUCCCCUUCGAACACAUGAUGUAUGAACAUUUGCAGAAAUGGGGGCCUCGGAAACAAGAAGUAAAGUUCUUCCUCCGGCAUGAAGAUUCACCGACGGAGAGCAGUGAUCAAGGGAGUCAGCAGUCUCAGGAUCAGACGAGUCGCAGAAGUGGAAACACUGGAGAGAAGCACAGUGAGAAUGGGGUGGGGAAUCAGCGUGUCGAGCUCACGCUGUCAGAGCUGCAGGAGAUGGCCACGCGGCAGCAGCAGCAAAUCGAGGCUCAGCAGCAGAUGCUCGUCGCAAAGGAGCAACGUUUGCGUUACCUGAAGCAGCAGGAGCGGCGUCAGCAGCAGACCGUUUCAGAGAGCGAGAAACUGCAGAAGCUGAAGGAGCGCGUGGAGAGUCAGGAGGCAAAGCUCAAGAAGAUUCGGACCAUGAGAGGCCAGGUGGACUACAGCAAGGUCAUCAAUGGCAACCUGUCGACAGAGAUUGAGCAAGUCAGCGGCCUGUUCCAGGAGAAACAGGUGGAGUUACAGUCAGCGGUGCUGAAGGUUGAGCAGCUCAGCCUGCAGCUGGAGGACCUGCGGAAGGGGAAGCUCAACGGCAUACAGACCGCUCUGGGUGGCCAAGUAACCGGCGCUGCUGCCCUAGAGCUCCGUAAACUCUACCAGGAGCUUCAGAUCCGGAACAAGUUGAACCAGGAGCAAAACAGCAAGCUGAAGCAACAAAAGGAUCUUCUCAACAAACGCAACAUGGAGGUGACGCUUAUGGACAAGCGCAUCAGCGAGCUGCGGGAACGCCUCUACAAGAAAAAAGCUGAGGCACGUCAAAAAGAAAACCUUCCUCUGAACAGAGCCAACGGGCCUCCCUCUCCACAGCCAGCUCCUGGUACUCUGGGCCGUGUUGCUGCUGUUGGGCCGUACAUCCAGGUUCCUGUACCGGGUCGACAGGAAGGAGGCUACACCAUACCACCUGAUCCCCUGAAGCCUCAGACUCUGGGUGUUAAUAACCAAGCUAACCAUGGCCGCACCAAGUCAGCUAAUGAUACAGGUUGGCCUACUUUAGGCAAGACCAACACAUCGCUCAAGCCUCCUGAGAGACGAGACUCAGGGGCUGAUAGCAAGGGCAAGAGCCCUCCCUCAGGCUCCCCCGUCGCUCCAAGUGCCGAAAAGGUGCUAGACUCCAAAAUGUCUGUGUCCUCCCCGGCCAUAUCCAAGCCACAGCCCCCUCCCUAUGGCUCCCACCUCAUCUCCGCAAACUCGGCCAGCUCCUUGGAUCGGCGCAAGGAUGUACCUCCUCCUCCUCGCCCGCUCCCGAACCCGCCAGCUCCUGCUUGGCCCCGCGUGCCCCCCCACACAGGCUCAUCCUCCCAGCAAAUCCAGCAGCGUAUCUCGGUGCCGCCAAGUCCCACCUACCAGCCUCAUGCACCGCUUUUCCCUCCUGCGCUGAGCGAGCGACUGGAUCCCCCGCCCGCUGUGGCAGUACGCCCGUUUAUCCCAGACAGAGGAUCGCGGCCUCAGUCGCCCCGAAAGGGUCCACCUACCAUGAACUCCAGCUCCAUCUAUCACAUGUACCUCCAGCAGGCGGCGCCAAAGAGCCAGCCACUCAAGCCUGCUCUCAAAGCAGUAUAUGGGAAGCCUGUCUUCACCCCCAGCUCGACUCCCCCCUCGCCUCUGCCUUUCGUCCAGGCCGGAGGGGCCUUCCCAUUGCUCCAAGGCCACCUGGGUAGUGAGGACACUUUGGACGGAGAAUUUGAUGAUCACGAGUUCUUCCAGCACCCGGAGCCCUUAGCGCCUCCUCCCAGCGUGGAGAACAUCCCACGACCACUCAGCCCCACUAAGCUAACACCCAUGGUACAUUCCCCGCUGCGCUACCAAAGUGACGCCGAUCUCGAGGUGCUCCGUAAAAAGCUGGCCAACGCUCCGAGACCGCUCAAGAAGCGCAGCUCCAUCACAGAACCAGAGGGCCCCAGCGGACCUAACAUCCAAAAACUGCUCUACCAGAGAUUCAACACUCUAGCAGGAAGCAUAGAGGGAAAUGGAGUCAGUGGAUCAGGAGGUGGCAAGGGUGCGGGUAAUGGAACGCCAUUUUACCAGCCAGCUAAUCCUCCCGCAUAUCUGGCAGGCGACUCUGUGAACGACCCAGACAAUGGUAACCUCCCCUCUGAGACACUGCUACCACCAGCAGGGGCGGAGCGGCCGGGCUUCGAGGAUCCAUCUCCCUCUACUGACGCUAAUGACAACGAGCCGCUGCCCUCGCCACCGGAGCUCGACCCCGCAGAAGCAGAGGAAGCGGAGGACGACAACAAUAACAACAUGGGAAGCUCUGAGGCGUCGCUGCCCAGCCCCGUGCCGGAGGUGACCACUCCAGAAGAGAGCGGAACGGGGGUCUCACAGCCCCUGGAUAAGCGCACAAACCUGAAGAAGCCAAACUCUGAGCGCACUGGCCACGGCUUCAGGGUGAAGUUCAACCCUCUGGCGCUCCUGCUGGAUGCCUCAUUGGAGGGAGAGUUUGACCUCGUCCAGAGGAUCAUCUAUGAGGUAUGUCAUGACUGUGUGGAAAAUCCCAGCACUGCCAAUGACGAGGGCAUCACACCCCUGCACAACGCCGUGUGUGCGGGACACCACCACAUAGUCAAGUUCCUGCUGGAUUUCGGUGUGAAUGUCAACGCCGCAGACAGUGACGGAUGGACUCCGCUUCACUGUGCCGCCUCCUGCAACAGUGUUCAUCUCUGCAAGGUGUUGGUGGAGUCGGGGGCUGCCAUCUUUGCCAGCACCAUCAGUGAUGUGGAGACUGCUGCAGAUAAAUGCGAGGAAAUGGAAGAGGGUUUCAUCCAGUGCUCCCAGUUUCUAUACGGUGUUCAAGAGAAGAUGGGUGUAAUGAACAAAGGGACAGUGUAUGCUCUGUGGGAGUACAAUACUCAGAACCAGGACGAGCUGGCGUUCAGCGAGGGGGACGCCAUCACUAUUCUGCGACGACAGGACGACAGUGAAACAGACUGGUGGUGGGCGCAACUGGAGGACAACGAGGGCUAUGUGCCCCGCAACCUGCUGGGGCUCUAUCCCAGGAUCAAGCCUCGUCAGCGCUCCCUGGCAUAGUGUCUCACUCCACUGACCUCUGGCCAUCAGCUGAACUAGUGACAAAACCAAGAGCCGAGAACAAAGGGGCCUGGUGCCCUGUCUUCUCCCCGUGGCCAUAACCUCCCCCGACCAUGUGCUUUUCACAAAAUCCUUUUUUCUCUGAAGCAGUGGGCACCAAACUCUGACACACAUAUUUACAAAAGCACACUCCAAAAGCGAAAAUCUCUCCAACCACUCCAUCCUGAUCCCUCUCUCUCUCUCUCUCUCUCUCUCUUUCCCACCUUUCAACUUAUCGCUCCGUCACCUUGAUUUACCCUGAUUCAGUGUCAGCUCUGUAGCCGACAUCGACUUGAAGAAGAAAACACUAACCCGUGUCUCAGUAUUUCCUGCAGUGUUCACUCUUCUUCAGCCAUGAGUUCUAUGGUGGAUCUGGUUGCACAACACUAAACGGUGACUAGAAAAUCAUCUCUCAUGGUGAGGCGAUGCUGAUUUUUAUUGGUGAAAUUUACUUUGAGUUAUGGUACGUUUUUUAUGCAAAUUUGAUCCCCUUGCACAGAAAAAUGUGUUCUGUGUUUGAUUUUGCUGUCGUCUAACCACCAAAGAUGAAUAUAGAUUUAACAAUUACCCUCCAAUCAGUAAUUAACAGCUCCCGGGAGUUUGUUUAACGUCCUUCUAGAUAUUGUCAUGAUUUAGAAAAGAAAAAAAAUCCUAAGUAUUAACUACACGGCCAGUCAGAACAAAUCCAACAUAUUAAAGCAAUGAUGAAUAUAGAUUGUCAGCUCACUCCUUGUCAUGAACAUCAUUUGAAGACUUGUUUUUUCAUUCAGUGUCAUCUGGAUGCAGGGUAAUCCAGUUUUUCUGUUAUGUGGGAUUUCAAGAUCUAUUAAACUGUGUGAAAAUACUGAGUUUGUAUGUUUGCUACACUGGUGAUCUCUGAAAUUAACAAAUGCUGCAGUUUCCGAAAGAUCCUGUGAUGGAAACAGUAUUUGACUACCAAAAAAAGUUGAUUGAGAAGCGGUUAAUGCACAACAUCUGUAGAGUGUAUAUAAAGGUCCACAUGUAAAAUAUAUCUUACUUAAGGUAUUGCAACAUUUAGGGAUUGGGGGGAAAGAAAGUUGUUUUAUAUUUUUAAAUUCCCCAGUGGUGAGGUUGGAAAGAAUCAACUCCACAGAGACAGAAAUAUGCUAGUUAUUGAUUGUGUUAUUGGGUCAUUUCUGCUCAUUUACAGUCAUUUACAGCAUGUUAAGUGUUUUCAAACAUUUAAAGUAAGUUGGUACUCACUUCAAAGAUUUAGUCAUUAAUUUUCUGACUUCUGGUACCUGAUUAGAUUUACAAUUUUAACCCGACAACGUGGCAAAGAAGAUAGGAUAAAUUGUAAAAGUCCAGACACUGUGCCUCAAAAACACUGAACUCAUCACCCAAACCAUAUUACACACUUUAUUUACCACAUUUGACAAAGUGAACACUAUAUCAAUGACCUAGUUUUGGUCUAUGGUCAUCUACUGUCGCAGUUAUUUUUCUGUGACUGUCACAAACCCCACUUGAAACACUCUCAGGACCACUAUGGUGCUGCUGACACUGUUCCACCACUAAACUAGUGAUCAUCUUUCUAUUUCUAUCUCUACAAACAAAUCUCUCUCUGCAAUGGGCAAAAAUGAUUGAUCGAUGAAGAGAAGGUUAUUGUGUCUGAAAUGUAAAUUUGCUUCAGACAAUCCUGAAUUCGCCCAGUUCUCUUCCUCCAGCUGCCCCUCUUUCAGGUAUUCACCAUUCCAGUUACACUCAUACACCUGUUACAUGUCACAUCAUUGGACAUCUAGAGUCCAUCAACUUGUUCUGAACCUUGAGUGACUGAGUGUUAUGCCAAGUGUGCAAGUGGCCCAGGCUCUAUCAUGGCUUAAUCUGUACAUAGUGGGAGGAGACGUGCUAUAUGUUUGCUGUAUGGACAAGUGGGCUUUCUGUAUAAACGCUGUACUCACAGAUUGAAUUAUGUAAAUGUGAAUAAUAAAACAGAAGCUCUGGCAUGA